This is a messenger RNA of Cynocephalus volans (Philippine flying lemur), 965 nucleotides long. It is a transcript of the gene ZC3HAV1L, whose product is annotated as zinc finger CCCH-type containing, antiviral 1 like. The coding region runs from base 2 to 892 and encodes 296 amino acids. NCBI's taxonomy places the organism in Eukaryota, Metazoa, Chordata, Mammalia, Dermoptera, Cynocephalidae. The record is from RefSeq and is a predicted model, not a curated record. The transcript has 4 exons.
CAUGGCGGACCCCACGGUGUGCUCGUUCCUCACCAAGGUGCUGUGCGCCAACGGCGGCCGCAUGUUCCUGCAGGACCUGCGCGGCUACGUGGAGCUGUCGGAGGCCAAGCUCCGGGACGUGCUGCAGCGCGCGGGGCCCGACCGCUUCCUGCUGCAGGAGGUGGACGUGCGGGACGGCCUCGGGGACGCCGAGGCCGAGGCGGCGGCCGGCGCGGGCGGCGGCGCCUCCGCCUGGAGGGUGGUGGCCGUGUCCUCCGCGCGCCUCUGCGCCCGCUACCAGCGCGGCGAGUGCCAGGCCUGCGACCAGCUGCACUUCUGCCGCCGGCACAUGCUGGGCAAGUGCCCCCACCGGGACUGCUGGUCUACCUGUACCCUUUCCCAUGAUAUCCACACACCUGUCAACAUCCAAGUCCUGAAAAACCAUGGACUUUUUGGCCUCAAUGAAGCUCAGCUUCGGAUCCUGCUUUUGCAGAAUGACCCCUGCCUUUUACCAGAGGUCUGUUUGCUCUACAACAAAGGUGAAGCCCUCUAUGGCUACUGCAACCUCAAGGAUAAAUGCAACAAGUUUCACGUCUGCAAAUCCUUUGUCAGAGGAGAGUGCAAGCUUCCGACCUGCAAACGGUCCCAUCAGCUCAUUCAUGCCACAGCCCUGAAGUUGCUACAGGACCAAGGACUGAAUAUUCCAAGUGUUGUUAAUUAUCAGAUAAUCUCUACCUACAAGCAUAUGAAGCUGCACAAGAUGCUUGAAAAUAAAGAUAAUUCAGCCUCUUCUGGUGAGCAUUCCCAGGGCUCUGAGAAACAUGGCGUACAUGUAGCUGGGGCUGCAGAAGCCAGUCCUCUGGUUUCUGUCGCUGCUCAGUCGGCCAAGAAGCCCUGCCCAGGUAAACCUUAAAGGGCCUCCACGAACAAGAAGCAGCUUGUCCAGCUUGGAAGAUGUGAAAACAAGGCUUCUGUUGAGCUUUCAU